AUGUGGGUCGCCUCGAGGCCCUCAACGGAAAGCAGGGUGGAUGGACAAGACAAGACUUGGGCAGCGCCGGCGACGGUGAUGGAAAAGCUUGACUGCAUGGAGAGAAAGCUGUUUAGUCGACUGCUAGGCUACUUUGGCUCCGAGUCAGAGGCGGGUGCAUCGUUUCUAGUUAAUACUAGCGGCGCAACUCUCACAACUGGUGGUCCGCUAACAUCACGAUUUCGUGGCUAUCAAGGCUCUGAAGAAGGUGACGACGCCGAAACGUUAGCCAGAAUAAAGAUCAAUAACAAUCUUGGUUCAGCUUAA
Messenger RNA from Necator americanus (New World hookworm), 306 nucleotides. RefSeq lists its product as uncharacterized. The transcript is spliced from 3 exons. The record is from RefSeq and is a predicted model, not a curated record. Lineage: Eukaryota; Metazoa; Nematoda; Chromadorea; Rhabditida; Ancylostomatidae. Bases 1 to 306 code for a protein of 101 amino acids.